CUUUGUCGGUAAGCCCAUUCUAGCUUGCGGUGCAACAGUGCAAGAACCAAGAGUUGAAUUACUUAAGUACCUAUAGCUGAUGAUUCUUCGACGGUGAGUGACUAAGAUGGUGAAUCAGACCCGCAAGUAAAUGUAAACUCUCGUAUAACGUCGUACGUAAGUACGUAUAUUUUUUUUGUGUAUGUACACAUACUACAUACAUUUGUAAUUAAGUACAGCUAGCAGUAGCAACUGUAGCAAGAGAGUACUACAGUAGUAGUUUACCUACUAUCAUCUACCUGCAAGUGCGUGUUUUGCACAUUUCUUGUAAGCGCAAGAGAGAAUUAUCCCAUUCUAUUUGUGUAAACCAUGAAAAAACUGUGCUCCUACGCGAUUGCGAUACCCUCAGAGGACACCAUACCUAUAUACGUUGGUCCAAGUUCUUCCAUUAGUAUUAUGUAGGUACCUGCAAGCAAUGUUUUGAGAGUUUGUCAAAAAGGAAAGCGCACUCGAGCGUAAAAAGAGAACAGGCGACGUUUAUCCGUGUAUAAAAGCAUACACCUACUCGUAUUUGUGUGGUGUUUUUUCUUCUUUUUCCUGGUGCGACGACCAAGACUCCGUUUAAGAGCAUAUAUGCCACGAAAGGAUAACAGCAGGUGGUCAGUAGCAGUAUGAGUUGGCUCCGGAGCAGCCCGCUCAGGAGCAGUUUCAGCAAGCAGCGCUCGAGAGAUUCGCCGCCCAAGGAUGCUGAUCCCGUCGCCUGUUACGACAGCUUUCGUAAGCACUGGCAGCAGAGCUACGACAUCAUCUGUCAGUCACUCCCCCCCAAAAGUAUACCUAGUCACGAUGAUGUCCUGGGAGUAGUUAAUCACGUCGACCAUAUGAUGACUCUGUUGCUACUGGAGCUGAGGGAUUACUCUCUUCAACAGAGACAUCAGAAUUUGAGAUUGCAGCAAAGGGACAUUGUAUCGGCAGCUCAAAUCAACACCCACUGCUCUCCUUGCUUAGAACACUUGUUAAGUGAAAAUCUAUUGGAGAAGUUGCACGAAUGGAGCACCCACACUGGCAGGUUUGGAGAUGCCGUCCGAUUAGAACAGUUGAAACUUUAUGAAUUGUUGAUAUCACACGAUAGCUCUCUCUUGGCUCAUGAGCCCGUGACAAGGCCAUUGUUACGUUUGUUGGAUGAGUGCGCUGGAGAUAUUAUGCCAAUAGAAGUACAAAAGAAAUUAGUUGUAUUGUUGAAUCAUAUGUGUGUUUCCCUAGUUCAAAAUACCGAAUUGUUAAGAUUGUUUUUUAGACCUACGGCAACAGGAAAAAAUAGAUUUAUUAUAUUUACGUUAUUAGUACCCUAUAUACACAGAGAAGGUGGCGUUGGCCAACAAGCUAGAGAUGCCAUGCUAUUGUGUAUGUCACUUUCAAAGAAGAAUGACGAAAUUGGAAAUUACAUUGCAGAGGAAUCGCACAUUUGUUCCGUAUUGGCUACAGGACUUAGUGCGUUGUAUUCUGCUCUACCGAGAACACUUGACAUAGAAAGUGAAGACUGGCAUAGGCUUACGGUGGAUGAUAUCAAUGACAUACCACCUCUGUCUCAGCUAAUGAAUUCAUUAGAAUUCUGUAAUGCAGUUGCUCAAGUGGUUCAUCCCCUGGUGCAAGAGCAACUCUUGGAGUUUUUGUAUCGGGGUUUUCUCGUACCAGUAAUGGGACCUGCGCUUCUACAGGAAUCUAUCGGCUUGUCCUUGGAAGAGCUUGAUUCGCCGAUGUAUCGGACGUCAGUUGAUGAAUUGGUAGCUGCGACAGCUUACUUCGAUUUGUUUCUACGAUACGUUGACGAACCCGGCCUCCUGCGGUCCCUUAUCAGAUUUUUGCUGGAAGAAAAUUACGAUGACAACCGAAUUCUCGACCACCUUAUCAAGAGAAUGUCAUCUCAGCAGUCGAGGCUGACUUUGGUGACGCUGGCAUUAUUCGAAACCCUCGUUGAUCUCAAUUGCGAAGAUGUGAUGCUGGAACUUUGCUUCGGUGCACUGGCGCCAUGUUCGCACGUUAUGUUGUCGCAGAGGCGCAGAUUGUUGAAUGACCUUGACCCUUUCGGUCGCUGCGCCGAUAAAUUCUUGUCCCUCGCGCCUAACUGUUGUGCCGGUCCCUCGCCGGCCGUUCUCCUUGCCACCGCAGCUGUCGCUGUUUCUUCACCACCUGUCUUGUCUCGUAAUCCGUCCUUUAUUCAAGAAAGCCAUGCGUCGCAUCAGCAGCAGCAAGUGAGUAUGUACAAAAGCAUAAAACUGUCCACUAGCAUGGCGGCUGAGAGUCUGUACAGUAAUUAUUACGCGUAUCUGAGAGAUGCCAGGCAAAAAAUAGCAGAGUGUCAAUUAGCUUGCUCGAGUUGGUCCAAUAAAUAUGAAGGUGAGGAGAUGGAAGAGGAGGAGUACGACGCCGAUAUGGACUGUACGGAUAAUCAAAAUGGAAAUUCUGAAGACGAGUAUUACGAGGACGACGACGAGUCUAGUGUAUAUAGUUGUAACCGCGAACAUUCUGGUGCAUCUCCUGAUAGGCAAAUAAGUAGCGACAGCAAUGAUGCUUUUACGAAUCCAGAAUUGGCAUUGAGAAGGAACAGUACCGAUGAAAAAGUCAAUAAAAUUAUAGCGAGCUUUACGGAAAAACCGGUCGUUAAAACAACAAAAGAUUCAUCGGAAGUAAAUAAAAAGCUUUCGCCCGGAGAAAGAGAAAAGCUUGACGCCGACAUAGCCGAACUUUUGACUGAAACUGUGAGCAACACACGGAACAACUUGGAUGUCAAAAGUCCUUCGAGUAUGACUGAAGAGUCGAGCAAUAUGCUGAAUUCCUUGCAGUUGUCAAUUAAUGGUGGCGAAAGCAGUGGUUACGAGAGUUUUGCCUUCAAGGGAUCCAACGAGUCUACUCCCGUCAACGACGACUAUGACGACGAGAAUACCGUAUCAAAGGCAAGUGCCGAUCAAAGUCUACCCACUGACCCACCCACGAUUGCCAAUCGGCAAAGAUCGACAACAACGCAUCAGAGGAGGCACCGAUUACAGAGGAGAAACGCUUUCACGAGAAAUGGAAAACGAUUGGAGAUAGCCGACGGUCGACCACCGAGCGUCGGUGUAUUUUUAGACGUGUUAUUGAAGAAAUUGGAAUGCAUGACGGAAAACAAUGUUUAUGUCAAUUUACACUUAACUGGACUCAUAAGUAGACUUGCCAUUUAUCCUCAGCCUCUCCUGCAAUCUUUCCUACUGAAUCACUCGUUAGUCUUCCAACCCAGUAUCAAGUACUUAUUUCAGGUUCUUGCGUCUCUAAAGCAUAAGAUUGAUGGAUUUACAAUGAAACAACCGGAGGAUGCUAUUAGCGUUUUAGUGGAGCAGGCUCGAGUAUUUUUAAUCUCUAGAGAAAACAGACUCGUUAAUGCAAGAAAAAAUGUUCUCGAAGCCGCCGCACAAUUUCCUAGUCCAAAGAAAAACCAUGCUGGUGGAGAAUCAGGUCAUUCGGGUGCACCUGUGUCAAUGCCAACAAAUAGAGCUUUAGAACCAAAGAGAAGGAGCUUAACGUCAUCUCUAACUCAAAUAUUUAGAAAAUCAAACAGCAACAACGUAGAGGCAGACUCAUUUUACAGCAACGAUUCGUUUUCAAAUAUAGCUGAAGAAGAUGCAAGUAAUGGAGUUUCUAGACAAAACGCCAGACAUCACGAGACGAGCAUGUGGGAAAAUUCAAGUAAAAUAAGUCGUGUGCAAAAUGUCGUUGUAUGUGCCGUUAUUUUAGACGAAUGGCUAAAAGAGCUGGCCGCUAUAAUUCAAGAGCACGCGAUCGUUAGCUGGUUCAACGCUGCCUCCGCCGCCGAUUCCGGGUGUCUAAAAUUUUAAUCGUAGUUAUCUCGAGCAGUACAAGUACAACUCAUUCGUCCAUUGAGUCAGUCAAAGUAAUUAUAGAAAGUUGUAAUGAAAAAAAAUUUUUUUAAAAGCUUUAUUACAUUUGAUAUUGGGAAACUUGUGUGUUUCCUUGUUAAAGAAGAAAUAAUCCACUUAUCAAUUACAGAUAUCAGAUAAUCUAUCUACCUAGCAGAAUUGUGCAAAAUGGGCGAAUUGUGCAGAACAUCGUUAAAUGCGAGUGUAUUGCAUUUGAUUAUUAAAUGGGAUUAACUUGACGUCUCAGGCUAAUGAACAACCAAAAAGUAGUGCUUUACGAAAUUAAAUCGCCAGACACCAUCAGCAAUACGGGUUUGGCAAUUUUGGUAUUGCUGGAUGUUGCGAUUGCAUCGUGUUAUGUAUACAGAUUUUCUUAAUAUCUAUAUAAUAUGGAGGCAGAAUAGACGUAGUGAAUCAUAUAUCACGUAGUAAGCAGCAACCAAUUGACUGAAAAAUGCACUAAUCACAUUUGCAAUGUACUACUAUUUGAUAGUCUGUUGACUUGAGAUAUAAACUUCACCCAUUCAAUACGCUUAAUUAAUGAUAUAUUGAACAGUUCGCCUAUUAUCAAUACACUGCUUUGAUAUCAUGGAUAAGCUUAGUGGUUUUGAACUUUUUUCUAGCAGGAAGUGCGAGAGCUUGCUGUCACUGUCACUUCCCAAUUAUCUCUAAUGUGUGAAUUAAUUUUCUUUCGAUUAUUUAUUUUUUUGUGCGGGAAAAUUUGAUACAGUUUAUAAAAUAAAUAUUCAAAGAUAUCGCUUCGUGCCAAAAUCUAAUUUUGAAGGAUAUAUUUUUAAAUUCAUCGAACAAAACAGAAAUAUUUCAACUCAAUAGUUUCUUUAUUAAAUAUUAGAAUUUUUUUGUGCACGUUUGUUUACUUGAAUUCAUUCGUGUUUUGCAAUAAUCAUGCCGUUGAGUAUGAAUAUAUAAGUUCAUACAAUUAUUUAUACAAAUUUGACUGAAGCGUUAGUAUGCAUUACAUCUCCACGAUGCAUAAUAAAAUAAAAAUAAAUAAAUUGAAUCUAUUGGAAGUAUUAAAAUCAUCAAAAGUAGAGCAAUUACGUUGUAUCUGAGCAGAAACUUUUGCUUUGUUUGUUUAUUUAUUGUUACUGCAAAUAUAAAUAAAUUUUAAUGAUGUUGCUACCUUUUAAGAUUAUAA
Molecule: messenger RNA, 5049 nt
Organism: Copidosoma floridanum
Lineage: Eukaryota; Metazoa; Arthropoda; Insecta; Hymenoptera; Encyrtidae
Product: FHIP family protein AGAP011705
Source: RefSeq, a predicted model, not a curated record